AUGUAUGAACCAAGUGUGGAUCCUCAUUGUUUGAUCUGUGGAGUUGAAGAUGAAGACAUUAAUCACUUAUUUUUUGCAUGUUCUUAUAGUAAGAAAUGCUUGAAAAGAAUCAAAGAAUGGUUAGAAUGGAAAGUACAAACUGAGAACAUUCUUGAGCUUCUUGGGAAAAUCUCUAAAGCUAAGAUUAGCAAGGCAAGGAAGAGUAUCUUAUUAACCAUCAUUGCUUCGGUGGUUUAUAACUUGUGGCAGGUGAGGAAUGAAGCACUAUGGAACCAAAAAGUUUGGCAAAUAAAGCGCACAAUCAAGAAGAUACAACAAGAUGCUUUGACUAGACUAAUGGGAGCACUUCUUAGCAAAAUGUCAAUUGGGGAUAAGACUUGGUUGCUGAAAUUGUAA
This is a messenger RNA of Cannabis sativa, 396 nucleotides long. RefSeq lists its product as uncharacterized. The transcript has a single exon. Lineage: Eukaryota; Viridiplantae; Streptophyta; Magnoliopsida; Rosales; Cannabaceae. The coding region runs from base 1 to 396 and encodes 131 amino acids. The record is from RefSeq and is a predicted model, not a curated record.